CUUCGGUUCCCCCAAAUCCCCUCUCCUUCCCGGCCGUCGUCCUCCCUUCAUCAAAUCCUCGUCCUCUCCGAAACAUUCGAACCUCCUCCUCCUCCUCCUCCAAUGGCGGCGCUGAGAAUCCACCCGCCUCUUCCCCUGAAUGCCCUGCCGCGACCCCCCGGAAGACCACCCCGCCUCCACCCCCUCCGCCUCAACGCCCGCAAGUCCCUCCCCCUCUCCGCGCCGUGCAGGGGGGGCGGCAGGAGGAAGGAGGCCGGCGACGCCGAGCUCGCGUCCGCCCUGGCCGAGGAGGUCGCGAGGGCGCACGCCCAGGGGAAGCAGAGGGACGAGGCCCUGGCGAAGGGCAGGGCCCUCCUGUUCUCCGAGCUCUGCGGCUACUUGUCGCUGAAGGAGGACGAGCUGUGGAGGAAGUGGGAGGGGAUGGAGGAUGGGGAGCGGCGGGGUCUGGCGACGGAGUUCGCGUCGAAUUGGAGUGCCGAUUUCCAUCCCCUGUCCGCGAGGUCCGUCGUGGAGAUGGUCGAGGAGCAUCUGCAGCAGCAAGGAAAGAAGCCGCCUUUCUCGAACGAUUCGGCGUUUUUUCCUGGCUUGAAGAGAUUGAUGGGUUUGGGCGAGAACAAGUGAAUGGGUUCUUGGGGUUGUGGUUUUGUUGGGUGGGGCAAGUUUCUAUUCGCUCUGCGAUUCCCUUCGUCUUUUCUUGGAUGGGAAGAGCUGAGUAGUGAGUGGUGACUGCAGUGCACGAUGUCCUUCUGAUCAAUAUUGAUUGUACAUGUUUAUACAGCAUUAUCAUGGCGACUUGAGUUC
Molecule: messenger RNA, 801 nt
Organism: Syzygium oleosum
Lineage: Eukaryota; Viridiplantae; Streptophyta; Magnoliopsida; Myrtales; Myrtaceae
Exons: 1
Coding region: 103-621 (172 amino acids)
Source: RefSeq, a predicted model, not a curated record